CUUUUAAAUUGUCCCUAGUGCAGUCUCUUCUUCAGGAAAGGACACUAAUGUACCUCGGAGCAACAUGGCCGAAAAUAAUCAGGAUCAGACCUUUGUUGUGAUUACCGGAGAUCCGCAAAAGGGACAUGGCGCGCGGCUGAGCCAGGCACGAUCGCAUCUUGCGAAGCAAUACCACGGCAAAAAGAGAUCGCAGAAUACGAAUGCGAAUACUCGACAGGAUAAUACUCGACAGGCUCAGCAGGUCAUAGCGUUGCGACGGGCAUUGCAGGCUGUUCCGCCAGGAAUCCGCCUCCUGUUGGAACCACCGCCGACGCCGCCGUCGGUGCCCGGGGUUAAGAGGAUGCAGAGAUUCAUGUAUGAUUAUGUGCAUCCUGGAACUGGUCUGCAUAGAUUUUUCUUGUCGAUUAUCUAUGCUGCGAUCACCCAUCCGGCACUUAUGAGUGCGAAGAUCUUGAGUGCAUCGGCAUGGGACGAUCUAAAUAAGACAGAGCAUAUUAGUCCUAUCACGAUGCAGCAAUCCAAUAUUACCAGGGAGUUGUUGAACGGGUCUUUGACCAAUGAAGAACAGCGCUUCAGUGACGUGACUGUCGCGGCUUUGCUUUCGGUUCUGCUUUUUGAUUUGGUCAAUUUUGAUGCUGUCGCUUUUGAAAAUGACCGAAUUGGUCUUGAUAUCAUCAUUAAGGCUCGCGGUGGUAUUGAAAAUCUAGGGUUCGAGGGACGCUUACGUGAGAGCUUGAUAUUGAUGGACCAAUUUCGGAGAAUCGGGAAACCCCCCUUGGACAGUUGGAAAUCUUUAUCACCAGCGGACUUUGCUGUCUUUCCAUAUGCGCCAAUAGACAUGACUGCAUUUACACUCGGGUGCCCUGAGUGUGACUGUUCCCAAUCAGUCACUCAAUCACUCACAGAUCUAUACCAAUCAGUACUGCACUUUGCGACCUAUACUACAUCCACAAAACCAGUCUACGAAGAUUAUCAAUACCCUCCAGCUAUAGUCAGGCCCCACAUGCUGAUCGAGCAAUCGGUUCACAGCCAGCAAUCGAAUGACGACGACCCAAGAAUUCCGGUAUUGGAUCAAGCACGAUACCUACUCAAUCUGUCAAAUUCAGUAUCCGACAUCGAUCCUAGCUUAGCUCAAGGCGUUACCCAUUUGAAAUAUCUUCUGCACCGAACCGACAUGGACGUUUUCUGGGGCCCACUUCCCGGUGCAAUGAUUUGGUGUCUCGUCAUCGGUGCUCGACUAGCCCAGCCGGGAUCUGCCAGAAAAUGGUUUAUGAUGCAGAUCCAACGUACCUGUUGUGCGAUGGCUGUGGAAACUUGUGAGAGGGUACUUCGAUGCCUUCGGACUGUGCUAGUGGGGCUCGAUGGGGCUCAGAUUAGUAGGCCCGAGGUGUCUCUGAUGAGUUUUGUGUGAUGGUUUAGAAAUAUAAUGAUAAUGUUCUGUGACGUUACUAGACCCUACCAGGCACUGAAGAUCCAAGAUACAUGAUGAUGAAAAGGGUCGAAGAAUAUCCGAAUAGACAGAGAGAGGUACGAAGUGCCCUAUGAAUCUAGUGGCGAAGAAAGCGUGACUCGGCAGUUUGUGAUGGUUGCGGGAACCAGAUUUACUCCGACUGGCCUCGGGCGAAAGAGUCGAAUCGAGUCCGGAGGCCAGCAAAAUGUGG
Molecule: messenger RNA, 1661 nt
Organism: Penicillium subrubescens
Lineage: Eukaryota; Fungi; Ascomycota; Eurotiomycetes; Eurotiales; Aspergillaceae
Exons: 4
Coding region: 65-1411 (448 amino acids)
Source: RefSeq, a predicted model, not a curated record